CAUGUUUGAGCACAGACUAUAGUUUAUUAUAAUAAGCAAUUUUAGUAUAUCUAUGUGUUAGAGUUAUUCUUUUCUAGGUAUAUUGUAUUCUUCCAACAAUACAAAAUUCUAUUGAAGUCUAUAAAUCAAUAAACCCAAAUAAAAUAUUUGUAAACCAAAUGUCUGGUAACUAGUGAUAAAUUAUACUAAUAUAAUUAUUGAAAAAAUGGCAACGGCAUUGGUAUCUGUAGAAUUUCAAAAUCUUACCUUGUCUGAAUGUUUUGAUCAAGGAUUGGCAUCUUACGAAAGUAUUUGUGAAUCCAUUGAACCAGCUAAAGAAUCUGGAACACAGGUUAGUCCUAAAUUAUUACAUUGUGUACCUAGGACCUUCAACUAAUUGAAAUGUAUUAUUUAAUUUUGAUUUCAGUAUAAAAUAAUAAAAUGCAUGAAAAUUUUGGAACAUACAACACAACUUGUGUCUGCAGCUGGGAUGUUCAGCGAUAAUGAAAACAUUGAGGAAAUACCAACUGCAGACAUCAAAUACAUGCUACUGCCGUUCAUGUUAGGAUCUUUAGCUUUAAAACUAACUAAUAAUGGGAACAGAUUAGAUGUUGUUAAAACAGCUGAAGUUUAUUUUCGUGACUAUCUUCAGAGGUAUAUUUGUUUGUUUCACAUUCAGGAUUAAAAAGUUACACUUUUUAUAAUAUUAUAGGUCUAAAGAUUAUGGAAUAACGGACCAUACAUUACCAUCUGCUUACACAGAUACUGAAGAAACAACUACCCAGACUGCAAUGGAUUUUUCUCUUAUGGCUCGUAGACGUGCAGAAAAAAUUAAAAACUACAAGGAACAAAAGCUAAUGGAGUCACAAUUGCAGCUACUGAAGGACCAAAACGAAUCUGAAUCAGUCGAUGACGAAGUAAAAAGAAAAUAUAUAGUUUCUUUGUUAAAAUACAAUGUUGGUAAGGCUUUGGAAGAAAUUGAUUCACUCCAAGCAGAAAUGAGAAUAUUACAUUAUAAGCUGAAACAUGAAGAUAAAGACAACCCUGAACAAGCAAAAGCUCAAAAGCUCAAACCAAAACCCCUAAUGCCUAUUAUUAUUACGAAAAACGAGUUGCAAAAACAAGUAUUUGGUGCUGGUUACCCUAGUUUACCGACUAUGACUGUUGAAGAAUUCUGUCAAAAACGUAUCAAUGAUGGAAUGUAAGUAAAAUAACAAUACAAUUCUAUUAAACAUAUUAUUUAUGAACUAAAAUAUAAAUUUUAUUUAGAUGGCAUUUACCUACUGCUGACAAUACUAAAUGUUUACAACAAUUAGCUGAUGCACCAGAAAAAGAGGAUGAGGACAAAGAAGACAAAAUAAAUGAAGAAGAAGAAGAAAAUGAAAGACAGAGAUUAAAUGCUCGUGAUGAAUAUAAAGAUGACCAUCGUCGAGGUUGGGGAAAUAGGCAUAAUCGAAGUUGAAAGGCUGUUAUUAUAAAUAUGUUUUAUGUAAUAUACCUACAUAGAUAUUAUAUUGUAUCAGUUUUGUAGAACAGUAACAAAAUGGAUAACUAUUUAACAUAUUUAAAAUCAUCCAAAUUGUGUAAAUAUAUUAAACCCAAUUAAAAUAGUGGUAAUCUUAAGAGUUGUAAAAUUCUUAUAAAUACAGCUUUCAAGUAAUUUGUUUAUGUUUAGUAAUAAUCAAAACAGAAUUUAGAUAUAUCUAUUUUUAAAAAAAUAUUACAAUUUAUGAAAUGAUUGGAUAAGUGCACAUUGCCCACAAGUUUUAAAGAUUAUUUUUGAUACUGAUUUUAGAAUUUUUUAUGAAAAAUUAUUAAAAAAGUUAUUGGAAAAAAAUAUAACUACAUAAGACCAGGCCUUCGGCGACCUCAAUAAAAUAAUUUCAUGUGGGAUUUAAAAGACAAACUUUAAAUCAUUAACUUACCUAUCCUAGCACUUCCCACUUGAUACUAAUACAAAAAUAGUGUCCUAAGUGUAAAAAUAAACCUAGCUACACAAACACAGAACUUCAGCCACCUCCAUUCACGAUAUCAUAUUGAUACUUAAUUAAAAGUAAACCCAAAUUUAUUAUAUAAAACCAUGUCUGAUGAUAACAGGGGUAAAAACUAGAGGUGAACUAUACAAAAAUAGUAUACUAUACAGUAAAUAAAG
Molecule: messenger RNA, 2131 nt
Organism: Cinara cedri
Lineage: Eukaryota; Metazoa; Arthropoda; Insecta; Hemiptera; Aphididae
Source: the annotation of a GenBank genome assembly